AUGACCUUUCUCGCUCAUACAAAGUCGGCUCUGUUCAACCCUGACCGCAAUCCGAUCCUCCACUCUCUCCUGAAACGCACCUUUUAUGCCCAGUUCUGUGCUGGAGAGACGCCGUCAGAGGUUCGAAGCACAGUUGCAAGCUUGAAGCACACUGGGUUCAAAGGAGUAAUAUUAGGCCACGCGAAAGAGGUCGUCCUCAGUAAAGAAGAGGCCGAUGGGUUGGAUGUGCCUAAGAAUGCAGCAGAACAGGCUCAAAUCGAUGCCGAGGAAAUUGCCACGUGGAGACAGAACACCAUUGACACGGUGGACCUUACGCAAAAGGGUGACUUCGUCGCGCUCAAAUUCACCGGAGCGGGACGCCAAGCACUUCGACAUCUGAAGGCCACAAUCGCAUGCUCUCCAGAGUUCGAGGUGGCAGUGCACGACAUCUGCCAGCGAGCUCAGGAGAAGGGUGUCGGGCUCCUGUUCGAUGCCGAACAAGCAUCCUUGCAACAAGGUAUCGACAACUGGACCUUGUACUUCGCAAAGAGAUACAACAGAGAACAAGCGUUGGUAUACGGUACCUACCAGGCUUACGCGAAAAGGACUCCAAAAAAUCUGGCCAGCCAUCUUGAGCUAGCUCGACGAGAAGGCUUCGUGCUCGGUGUGAAGCUGGUACGAGGGGCGUAUAUGGGCAGCGAUCCCCGAGAGCUGUUCUGGGGAACCAUCGAAGAGACCCACAAUUGCUACAACGGCAUCGCGAAGAGCAUCCUGCAACGGCGAUACCAGGGCAUCCUGCAGCCGGGGGAGGCAGGAUGCACGGAGUUCCCUCGGGUAGCUCUCGUGCUCGCCACCCACAAUGCGGAAUCGGUGAGACUAGCCAGCGAACUUCGAGAUGAACAAGCGCGCACUGGUGAAGCCCGGAUCGAGCUCGCAUAUGGCCAAUUGAUGGGGAUGGCGGAUAACGUCAGCUAUGAGGUGGUACAGCGGGCAAGGACCCGUCUAGCGUCACACAACAACAACAGCAGCGUGGAGGUUCCCAAGGCAUAUAAGUAUUUGGUUUGGGGCAAGAUGGGGGAAUGCAUGAAAUACCUCCUUCGCCGCGCCCACGAAAAUCGAGAUGCCAUGACCAGGACGGUCGAGGCACGACGGGCAUUGGGUCGGGAGUUGGGCAUCAGAAUGGCGUUCUGGCGGCGCUGA
Messenger RNA from Cladophialophora bantiana CBS 173.52, 1179 nucleotides. RefSeq lists its product as uncharacterized. The coding region runs from base 1 to 1179 and encodes 392 amino acids. The record is from RefSeq and is a predicted model, not a curated record. NCBI's taxonomy places the organism in Eukaryota, Fungi, Ascomycota, Eurotiomycetes, Chaetothyriales, Herpotrichiellaceae. Gene Ontology annotation, cellular component: mitochondrion. The transcript has a single exon. Gene Ontology annotation, molecular function: proline dehydrogenase activity; FAD binding.